Molecule: messenger RNA, 586 nt
Organism: Nilaparvata lugens (brown planthopper)
Lineage: Eukaryota; Metazoa; Arthropoda; Insecta; Hemiptera; Delphacidae
Product: GRIP and coiled-coil domain-containing protein 1-like
Exons: 3
Coding region: 77-499 (140 amino acids)
Source: RefSeq, a predicted model, not a curated record
CCCAAAUAAUUCCAGGUAAUGAUUGAAUAAAUCAUCGCAACUCUUCGCCAAAAUAAAAUUGGCUGUUGAUACAACAAUGGAGAAACAGAAGUCAACAUCAAAGAAGGAACUUUUGGAAAUUAUAAAAAAACAGGAAGAGGAUCUUUCAAAAUACAAGAAGAGGUUUCAAGAUGUGGUCGCCACCCUUAAGAGAACACUCAAAGAGAAAGAUGCUUUGGAAUCGAGUUUGAUGGUUAUGAGAAAUAACUCAAGCUCAGAUACAACUUCGGUGAAUUUGGAUUGCUCUAUAGAUGACAAUUCAUCAACUUCAUCCAAGGUUGAAGAUGUGCAUUCAGAAGAUGGCUCCAGUGCCAGUGCUAAUGAAAGUGUGGAUCAUUUGAAGGGGCAGUUGGCAACACUGAUGCAAUCCAUUGCCACUCUAUCAUCGGAGAAAUCUCGCAUGGAAGCCACUUUCCAAGCUGAUAGGAAGGCAUUGCGAGUUGAGAAGGAGGAGGUAUGAUCGCAAAAGUAGAAUAGAAACAUCGCAAAAUUUAAGAAUAUGUUAUUCAAUGUCGAUCUUUUAGUGCCCGGUUUCACCAAGAUCAGU